GCUCCAAGAUGUGGUGACAUCCAACAUAAGCAGCUGUCAAUCACGUUCUUCUAACAGGAAUCAUCUCGAUGGCUCUCUGCUCGCCUGGAACCAAAGGCCACAACAUGACGUCCCAGAUCCCAGCGCUCCCACAGCCGGACACCCCGAGGACUGACAGCGUCUUUUCCGUCCUGUCUGGGUUUUACUCUCUGGACUCUGGUGUCCCCGGGCUCUCCAAGGUCAUUCUCAACAAGCUCAACAUGAAGGACUACGGAGAAUACAGAGCUGCCGUUGAGGGAAAGGCCACAGGAAUAUCUUUCCGCAACUACAGGGAGAUGUUCAAGAAGAUGGAGGAGACCUUCGAGUUUUGCACCUGCUGCAACAAACUCCCAGCGCAUCUUACCGAGGGUCAGACCCUGAAGCGCUGCGUGAAGUGCUUGAAUGUGUACUACUGCACCAAAGACUGUCAGAAAAAGGACUGGCCUCAGCAUAAAAAGGUCUGCAGGAUGCUACGCCUGGUGGCAAUAGACAGACUAGUGGAGUGGCUGAUGUUCACUGGAGACCUCCCCCUACCCACGGGGAAGUGGUCCAAGCCCGCUGCCGAGGUGAAGAAUUGGGACAACUGGCUUCACAUGCAGGGGGACCUCGCACCACGUCUGGACGCCAUCUUGUCUGGUGCCAACAUGGAAACCCUUUGGAAGAACGCCAGCAGGCCGAGGCCGGAUGCCUCUGACCUGCAACAGUCUUUAUGGCGGAUUCAGAGCGAGUUCCUCUCCCGAGUUCUCACAGUUGGUAUGGCCGUGCGACACUUUGACCUUGACCCGUAUGCUAAACCGCUCACUAUUCACAUAGCAGGGGCUUCUCACAAUGAGACCAUGGCAGCCAGACUGACGGACUACGACGAGCUGAACAACAUGUUCCCUGAGCACCAGGGCAUAGAGAUAGUCAUGGUGGGACCAGAGGUGGUGGACGGCCCCAUCACGAGGCCUCCUCUCAGGGCGUUUGGCCCCAGGCAGAGAGUCUACAUCAGCGCCCACAAGGGCCUCUACCACCAGUUCUGGGAAGACGUGGUGGAGAAAGAGGAAGCAGCCCAGCCAGACCUGGUGGUUGGAUUUCAUCCAGGGUUCCACGCUAACCAGGGUCUGGUAGAAGGUUGGCUGCCCACCCUUCUGCUUCUCCGAGACUAUAACAUCCCUUCCUUCUUCACUAUGUACAGCGAGGCAGAGCUCAAGUCCUCACUCCAGAUCCUGUCGGAGUUGGAGAUGCACAUCAGGGACAGUGGGAGCAAUCCGUUCACCGCUCAGAAACCAGAGCAGGUCCAGUCUUGCCCAAACAAAACCCCAGUCUUCUGCAAUUCUCACUACAUCCGUUUCCAGGGAUUGCUGCUUCAAGAAGAAUUAGAGGACGAUUAA
Molecule: messenger RNA, 1391 nt
Organism: Cyclopterus lumpus (lumpfish)
Lineage: Eukaryota; Metazoa; Chordata; Actinopteri; Perciformes; Cyclopteridae
Product: putative protein MSS51 homolog, mitochondrial
Exons: 7
Coding region: 69-1391 (440 amino acids)
Source: RefSeq, a predicted model, not a curated record